Molecule: messenger RNA, 5100 nt
Organism: Pogona vitticeps (central bearded dragon)
Lineage: Eukaryota; Metazoa; Chordata; Lepidosauria; Squamata; Agamidae
Gene: NOL6
Product: nucleolar protein 6
Biological process (GO): tRNA export from nucleus; rRNA processing
Cellular component (GO): small-subunit processome; UTP-C complex; CURI complex
Source: RefSeq, a predicted model, not a curated record
GGCCGCGCUGGACGUUGGACCCCGGAAGUGAGGAACAGUCCUGGGGGCUUCCGCGUGGCUUGGCCGGAGUUCCCUCCACGUGGGCGAAGAAGCGGCCGGGCUGAAGAUGCCUGAAGAAGGGGAGAGAGAGGCAGGUCUAGAGAGAGAAGACGAGGAGACGGCUCUCACCCGAGAGGGGAGGCAGCGAGGGAAGAAAAGGCCUCCUGUGUCCGAAGGCACCUUGCAACCGGUGAAGCUGUGCAAAGCGGAGCUGUACAAGCCGCCCACCAGCGAAGAGCUGAGUCGCCUCAAGGAGACAGAGAACCUCUUCCAUUCCAACCUUCUGCGCUUGCAGAUAGAGGAGCUUUUAAAAGAGGUCACCCUCAAGGAGAAGAGGAAACAGAAAAUCAACUCGUUCCUCCAUGAAAUCAAUGCUGUGCUCAAGACAGUGCCUGAGACUCCCGAAAAAGAGAUCACGGACCAAUCCUGGCUCCCCAAAGGGGUGAAGGUGCCGUUCCUGCAGCUUCCUUUCAGUGUGAAGGGCAAGUUCCACUUCUUGCCUCCUGAAGAGGUGAAGGUGGUGGGGAGUUACCUGCUGGGCACCUGCAUCAAGCCCGAGGUCAACGUCGACGUGGCCCUGGUUAUGCCCCGGGAGCUUUUUCAAGACAAAGACAACUUGAACCAGCGCUAUCACCGCAAGAGGGCCCUCUACCUGGCCCACAUCGCCCAUCAUUUGGCCAAGAAGAAGCUCUUGGGGAGUGUGAAGUUCGCCUACAUGAAUGGAAACCAUCUUAAGCCGAUUGUGCUCUUGCAGCCUCAAGGCAAAGAUGCCAAGAUGGUGACCGUCCGCCUCUUCGCCUGCCCGGCCCAAGGGGUCUUCAAGCCUAGCCGCCUGCACCCCAGCAAGAACAACGUCCGCACCGCCUGGUUCCUGGAGAAGGACUCACCUGUGGCAGGAGCUGCUGAGCCCCCGACCCCCCAUUACAACAACUCCAUCUUGUGGGAUCUGGUGAUGGAAUCCCACCUGGCCUUCCUCUCAGGGGCUGCCAAUGGUUUCCAAGGCAUGCGAGAUGGCGUGGCUCUCCUUAAAGUCUGGCUGCGCCAGAGGGAGCUCGACAAGGGUCUCGGAUGCUUCAGUGGCUUCCUGGCUUCCAUGCUGGUGGGCUACCUCUUAACCACUAACAAAAUCAACAAAAUGAUGAGCGGUUACCAAGUGUUGAGAAAUACCCUCCAGUUCUUGGCUACGACAGACCUGAGUUGUUCCGGAAUCCGUCUUUCGAAGGAUGAAGAGGCGACGCUGCAUUCCCUGUCGGACUUCCAUGGGGCAUUCCAGGUGGUUUUUGUGGACCCUUCAGGACUGGUCAACCUGUGUGCAGAUAUGACCGCCAGCACGUAUAAGCAGGUCCAGUUCGAAGCCAAACGUUCCAUGGAGGUUCUAGAUGACAAAACCGUGGACGGAUUCCAGUUGCUGCUUAUGACCCCCAAGCCUUGGAUCCGGACCUUUGACCAUGUGUUUCACCUCAGCAAUCUCUCGAAGCUUCAGACCGCCUCCAAGAAGAUGCGGCUUCUCAACGAACUGAUGGACCGUGGUGGGAACUAUGUGGCCGCAACGCUGCCUUUCCUCCUCAGUUUGCUGGAACGUGGGCUGGGCCAGCGGGUCGUCCUCUUGACACACAGUUUGCUCCAGACUCAGCCGUGGUCAAUCGACACCGAUCCCCCGAAGCACAAAGAUGCUGGGUCCUUGUCAUUUGGACUUUUGCUGAGCCCCGAUUUUGCGUCCAGGGUCUUGGAGAGGGGACCUGAAGCGGAUAAACCCGAGGCGUUGGCGUUUCGGCAGUUCUGGGGGCAGCGCUCGGAGCUGAGGCGCUUCCAGGAUGGAGCCAUCUGCGAAGCCGUUUUGUGGGAGGCGCCAAACAUGAGCCAGAAACGCCUCGUUCCGGAGCAGAUCAUCCGUCACCUCUUGCGGUUACACAUGGACAUUCCUGAAUCUGCCAUCUGUUACACAGGCGCCAAGCUGGAGUCCGUAAUUAAAAUCGGUCGUGAGCCGACAGGUACGGGCGAGGAGGCCACUGUGAACCUGGUCCGAUCCUAUGACGACCUGAGCCGGAAGCUGUGGAACCUGGAGGGACUGACGCUGACGGUGACCGCUGUGCAGGGGGCUCACCCAGCCCUCCGAUACACAGAUGUUUUCCCUCCGGUGCCCGUGAAGCCCGAUUAUGCCUACCACGCCAGGAUCAAGAACCGAGAGUCACUGUUGCCCUUGAUGCAGAAACCCUGCCCGGCUUACAUAGCCCCCGUGAAAGUGCUCUGCCACAUGGAGGGAAGUGGCCAGUGGCCCCAGGACCGGGAAGCCAUCCGACGCAUCAAAGCGGCGUUCCAGCUGCAGCUGGCAGAGCUGCUGCGCAAGCAGCACCGUCUCCUGUGUCGGCCCGCCCCCACCCACACAGAUGUGUAUAAGGACGGCUACGUCUUCCGCGUCCAAGUAGCCUACCACCGAGAGCCCCAGAUCCUGAAGGAGGUGGUCACCCCGGAAGGCAUGCUGAAAUAUCGGGACACUCCGGAAUCCCAGCAGCUGGAACUGGAGACGAUCCAUUUGCCCUUCCUGACCAGCUCUCUCCACGGCCUGCAGCAGCAACAUCCAGCUUUCAGCGGCACCUCCCGCCUCGCCAAACGCUGGAUCAGUGCCCAGAUGCUGAGCAACGGCCUCUCAGAGGAGUGCGUGGACCUGUUGGCGGCGUUCCUCUUCCUGUGCCCAGCGCCCUUCACGGCACCCAGUUCUCCCCAGGUGGGCUUCCUGCGCUUCCUCCACCUGAUGGUCUCCUUUGACUGGAAGAACACCCCCCUCGUCGUGAAUUUGAACGCCGAGCUCAAAGACGCAAAUUAUGUGGAGAUCCAGAACCAUUUCAUCGCUGCCCGGCCUCACCUCCCCGUCAUGUUUAUCGCAACCCCAAGAGAUCAACGUAGCUCGCUGUGGACCAAGGACAAGCCUUCAGCCCAGAUCUUACAGCGCCUUCUUGUGUUGGCCUUGGAGUCUCUUCGGGCUUUGGAACGGCAGCUCAUGGACCCUCUGGGAAGCCAGGAUGUGAAGAUGGCCUUCCGGCCGCCUUUAGAUCUGUACGACGUCCUGAUCCACUUGAGACCCAAGCAGAUCCCGAGGCACUUGGAGGCGGUGGACAGGCCCGUCAAGUCCUUCAGCCGGGGAACGUUGAAGGAUGAUGUUGCGGUGAAGGCCCUUUCGUUCCCGGUGGUGGAUUACGACCCGGUGCAGAACUACCUCCGGGAGCUGCGGCAAGCUUUCAGUGACCUUGCCCUCUUCUUCUACGACAAGCACGGAGGAGAGGUGAUCGGAGUCCUCUGGAAACCUUCAGCCUUUGAGCCGCAGCCUUUCAAGGUGACGAGCAUGAAAGGACGGAUGCUGUCCUCUCUCGGCGCUGAGCCCAUGACUGUUCCCAACGUGGAGGCCAUUUUGGAAGAUCUUGAGAUCUUGGGCGAAGGACUGGUCCAGUCGGUGGAAGCUCGCACAGAGAAGUGGUCGAUCUAAAACCUCAUCAUCGGCUGCCCCAUCCAGACCAUGCCUACCCAUCCCGGGUCUUCCCACCCAAGAACUGGAUCUUGGUCUUUUACGAGAAAGAUAUUUUUUUUAUUACACAGAAACUUCAUUCUGUCUUGUGUUCUUUUGUAGACAACUUCCCAUUGAGAUCACUCUGACCCCAAUUAAAAAACAACAACCUCUUUUACUAGAGAAAAAAAAACUGUUAACUUUCCUUCUUUGCCUUUCAGGACCAGAUAAAUAAUUGACAAGUUGCUCUUUAUUCCUCGGGCGGAAUUCUAAGGAGCGCGUCAUUCCCUCCAAAAGCAGUCCAGGUAUAAAAGGAUGUUUUCUCUGGAACUUUUUGACACCUGUGGUGACAUGUCAUACAAGAGCGCCCGCUAUCCAAGUCAUGAUCUAGUUUGAGGCAAAAGGACUGAGAUACCUUAUAAAGCUAUCCAGACAGGUGCAAUUCCUCCAAAAACAAGGAUAUCCUAAAGCCGAUACAUUCUGUGUCCCUUUCUCAAAAUGGUUGGGCAUUAAGGCAGAAAACCCAACCGCUACCUUGAAGCUUUCCCGUUUUGGUUAAACUCCUCCUGGACAUUUUGUCAAAGUAGCGUACGGGGUUGCCCCAGCACUAAUACAAGGCCCUGUGCCCUCAGUGUCUUUAUUUAUGGGGUAUUCUUCCCCCUUUUUUCCUUGCACAGCCCAGUGCACGUGGGUUCCUGCAACCCAUUUCACCUUUCCGAUAACAAGGAACAGGUAAGGAGUGGGUUAUUUAAAUGUACACGGUGUGCAAACAGAGAAGACGCUUGUUAAACGCUUCCAAAUAUAAUAUUUUUUUAAUUAACACUUAUAAACUUUGGUUUUUUAAAAUGGUGAACUUCAUCUGGAGCAGGCAUUGGCUGUAAGAGACUGGAGCCAGCCUUCCUUUAUGGUGUCUCGGGGCUCUGAAACGGUAGCAGGCACAAACUUCCCCACCUUGUAAAAAGAUAAAAAGGGUUGGCCUGCUGCUCCCAGGAUGAAUCAGCCAACAUGGCCAUGUGGGUGGUUCCAGGGAGCCCCCCCCCCCAAAAAAUAACUUUUCUGAGCUCUAGAGUAGCCACAUUGACACCUGAUAAUUCUAGGAAUUGCACCUGAAAAAAUGUUAGUUUGACAAGCUCUGGAAAAGAGAGCAAGGAGAAUGAAGAUGGAGUGGCAUUCUGUUGGAGUUUUUGCAACCUUGCAUGCGGCCUUUAGGAGUUUUGGCUUGGGGAGGGCCUUUCUGGGCUGAGGUGACUGUCAGCCUAUCCAGAACUAGCCGAUCAGUCCUUACCUGGCUCUGAAUUCAGAGCCGUGCCUCUCUGCUGAGUGCUUUUCUCCCCUCUCUUUUGAGUCGUUUGAGGUCUGUUGUUGGAGGCAGUCAGUCUGGUUGUCAGUUUGCUGUUUGAUCUGUUCAGCUGUAAGUAAAAUGACACAUUUUUUAUUCUUUCUCUUGGAAAUGUCAUUGAGAUUGUAAGUGCCAGUUAAUGAGAAGAGGGGGUGGACUACUCUGCAGAACUUGGAAGGGAUUCGGCUCUGUGAGUUCCCUGCACUUCUGCCAGGGGGCUAGC